AUGUCCAAGCCUCUUUCUCACGCCAAGGUCGUCCUCCGCCGCUCUGCGGAGCGCGGACACGCGGAUCACGGAUGGUUGAACUCGUAUCACACAUUCAGCUUUGCCGGGUAUUUUGAUCGUCGCUUUCAGAACUUUGGUAGUCUGCGUGUGUUGAAUGAGGAUCGCGUUGCAUCCCGAACCGGCUUCCCGACGCAUCCGCACCGCGAUGCCGAGAUCUUCAGUUACAUUCUUAGCGGGGAGCUUACGCACCGUGAUAGUAUGAUUAAGAAGGGGGCUGAGGGAGAACAAGGGAAACAGUUCUAUCGCAUGAAGCGAGGAGAUGUCCAAUUUACUACCGGUGGAACUGGAAUCGCCCACUCCGAACAAAACGAGUCCAACAAGGCAGUUCACUUCUUGCAAAUUUGGGCCCUGCCCUGGGCCAGCUCCUUGAAGCCGCAGUAUCACACUAAAAGCUUCAGCGAGGAAGCUAAGCGCAAAGCUUUCGUCCCUAUCUUGUCGCCACUUGCCGCCGGACCCGAGGCGACCCCGGCCGAGGAAGAAGCUGCCGUCCCCAAGAUCCCUGAUACGAUUCCCAUCCAUGCCGAUUUUGUGAUGGGAGCCGGCAUUAUCGCUCCGGGCUCGACGUUCAACUGGACUGUAGGUGCUGGCGAUGCAGUCUGCUUCAAGAAGAAGCGGAAUGUCUACGUUCACCUGCCUAUGACUAAGCAAGGCAAAGCUAGUGUAAAGCUCAAUGGACAUGAUGACUCUGUUCUUCAGGAGGGUGAUGGUGCUUUUGUUACCUUGGUGAAUGCGGGCGAUUCGCUCAGCUUUGAGAGUAUUGGCGAAGCUGAUGCAGAGGUGAUUGUUCUGGACAGUAACUAA
This is a messenger RNA of Penicillium argentinense, 861 nucleotides long. Its product is annotated as pirin family protein. The record is from RefSeq and is a predicted model, not a curated record. The transcript has 2 exons. Bases 1 to 861 code for a protein of 286 amino acids. NCBI's taxonomy places the organism in Eukaryota, Fungi, Ascomycota, Eurotiomycetes, Eurotiales, Aspergillaceae.